AUGGCGCCUUUUGAGGCUUUAUAUGGUAGGAGAUGUAGAUCUCACAUUGGGUGGUUUGAAAUUGGGAAAGCAGAAUUAAUAGGACCAGACUUCGUGCAUCAGGCUAUUGAGAAGGUUAGGGUCAUUAAGGAGCGGCUGAAAACUGCCCAGGGUCGUCAGAAGUCCUAUUCGAAUAUCAUGGAAAAUCAAAUUAUUAUCGGAGCACUCUUCCAAGAAGGAACAUUGCAAGUGAGGCCAUCGUAUUUCAAUGGACAAAAUUUCUCUCACCAGAAAGUGCGUAUGGAAAUAUACACAAAGGCCUAUGAUGUCAAAGUCUGGAGAGUUAUCAAAAAGCGGAACUACCCUCUGCCGGCCGCCGCUCAACCACCUGUUGAUCCUGAAGACAUAGAUGAAUAUACAGAUGAGCAAAUGCCAGUUGUGCAAGUUAUCGAUAAGGAAAGGAAUCUGCUUUAUAAUGCUAUAAGUGGUGAGGAAUAUGAUAAAAUCUCCUGUUGCGAUACAUCCAAAGAUAUGUGGGAUAAACUUGAAUUUACGUAUGAAGGAACCGAUAAAGUGAAAGAAACUCAUAUCAACAUGUUGGUUCAUGAUUAUGAACUCUUCCAAAUGAAAUAUGAAGAAUCUAUUGAGGAGAUGUUUGCCAGAUAUAGCAAAAGCAUUAGCGAUCUAAAAGCUUUUAGCAAACCAUACUCAAGUGGCGAUCAAGUUAGGAAAAUUCUUAGAAGUCUAUCCACUACUUGGCAAACAAAAGUGGUUACACUUGAAUCGCAGGAUUUGAACAAACUAUCAUACGAUGAAUUUCGAGGAGAACUCAUAGCUUUCGAGAAAACUCAUAUCAAGAAAACAAACCAGGAAGAAAAGAAGAAAAUAGUUGCAUUCAAGGCCACAAUUGAAAAAGCAGAAAAUGAUUUUGAUGAUGACGCUGAAGCUCUUCAAGAAGAAAUUUUCAUGGUGUCAAGGAAUAAGGAUGGUUUAAUGAAGAGAUACAUGAAUGAAAGAAGAGGAAGGAUACUACCCAGGCGAACCAAGCAAUAUAACGAACAAGACAAAAAUGAUGGAAAAUGCUAUGAGUGUGGAAGAUUCGGGCAUGCUCAAGCUGAAUGUUCCGAUCUUCAAAGAAAAGUUUCUAGAGGCUUCAACAAGAACAAAUCAUUUAGAAGCUGGAGUGAUGAAGACAGUUCAGAACACGAAGAGAUAGCAAAUCUUUUCUUCAUGAUAAUUCUGGAAAAUGACAUGAACAAACUCUCAAGGUGCUGGACAGAUGAGGACACUUCAGACGAUGAAUGCAAAGAUGAAAAUGAGAAUUGUUUUAUGGGACGAGGUGAAACAAGCGAGGCGACUUACAAGUCAACUAGAGAAGGACCAGCCAGAAUAGAGUCCACUAGUACUAACACUAAUGACAGAUCCAAAAAUGGAUAA
Nicotiana attenuata is the source of this 1416-nucleotide messenger RNA. RefSeq lists its product as uncharacterized. Gene Ontology annotation, molecular function: nucleic acid binding; zinc ion binding. Lineage: Eukaryota; Viridiplantae; Streptophyta; Magnoliopsida; Solanales; Solanaceae. Bases 1 to 1416 code for a protein of 471 amino acids. The transcript is spliced from 3 exons. The record is from RefSeq and is a predicted model, not a curated record.